This is a messenger RNA of Etheostoma spectabile (orangethroat darter), 2726 nucleotides long. RefSeq lists its product as uncharacterized. Bases 9 to 2726 code for a protein of 905 amino acids. The transcript is spliced from 17 exons. The record is from RefSeq and is a predicted model, not a curated record. Lineage: Eukaryota; Metazoa; Chordata; Actinopteri; Perciformes; Percidae.
GAGUUCAUAUGGAGUGUCGUGAUCGUUACUUCAUGAUAGCUGUUGAUCUCUCCUACUCUGGGAAUGAACCUUCCUUUGAGGCGGUUGAUGAGACGGGUGUGUACCCCAUCACUAAGGAGUAUGCAGCAAAGUGUGGCUACAGUGUCAGUGUUGUCCCUGCAUUGGAACAUCUGGAGCUCAGAGCCUCUUACUUCAGCUGCAACACUGACAACAAGGAGGAUGAAGUAUUCACAUUCAACUUCAACCUGAUUGUGACACACAAAGGAAGGGAAGUCACUUCUGCUUUACACAAAAUCUGUUCUCCCCCUCUUCCCUGGUCUCCCAGAGAGGUCACCUGUGAGGUCAACUACAUGGAAGUGUCUGUGAGUAGUGACAUGGCCUGUCCAACUGAGACAAAGGAUGACUGGAAUGCCCUUUUCAAAAGGGCCUAUUCCUCAGCCGCUUCAGAUUGGCAGGUGAUGUUUCAGACGGCGCAGCCGGGGGUGUUGCCCAUUAGCCUCAACACGGCUAAGAUGAGUGGAUAUACAUUUGACUUGACAGAUGGAAGGCUUGUAUUUCGUACUCCGUAUGGACAACCUGAAUCAUACACCACUGAGGUGAAUGGUGUUCCAGUAGAGGUGGUCCAUGCAACACUAUUGUCCCGACUAGGCUGGGUGUUAGUCGUGGUUGACCUGGUGGCUGCUUGCUCAAUGGAUAAAGGAUCAUAUGACAACAGUAGCUACAUCAUGUGGGAGACUUCUGAGGUGCUGCAUCCAUGGGUGUCUGGUCUAAACCAGAUGCAGGUCAACAUUGGCAUCAAUGGGGCACUUGUGGAGCAGCCAGUUGCAGAGAAGAGAGGCUACAUUGUGAAGCAGCACAACUCCACAGUUGAGAUCAGCAUCCCCUAUAAGGCUGAAGGAGGAUACAGGAAGAGCAUUGUGUCUGGGAACCUAUACGAGUUCUUCAUCUUUCAUCUCUACUUGGAGCAAAUCUCAGUGGAUGAGGGUCAUGGUGACACCAGACUUCGCAUUCACAGGACACUGGCCACUCCCCUGCUGCCAUGCCAUAUUUUCACUGAAAACAGAACAGUUCCUGAGGUGCGCUCAUUCACGGUCUACCUCGGGGAUGUCCCGGAAGACGUUGAGUUGGUGUCAGUUACUUUGAAUGGCCAAGACUUUACAGUUCCCUUCACAAAUGCAAGCAGCCACAACAUCACAGAAGUGUUUAUUCCCAACAACACUCAUGGCUACGUUCUGAAGGUGCCUUUUGAUGACCCUGUUGUCCAGCAGUUAAUCAAAGAUGCAACAGUUCAGUACAGGCUUGACAUCAACUACACCCUGACUGUUCUGCCUGAAAAUGAGCCUUUUUACCAUCUAGCAUCCGUGAUGGCGGUAACCAAUGCCUUUCCUAUGGCCUUUGAUGCUGUCUGUUCUGAGUCUGGCAUCAGCUUCAAACUGGACCACCGGCCUAUUCUCUCCCUGUGGGAGAUCAGUAUAGGCUCAGAGCUGCUGACAUCAGAGCUGGCAGCAAAGUACGGCUACAUCAUGAGCAACAAUAGCCAGAGACUGCUGCUCGAGGUGCCACUCUUCACUCAUGGCUACAAGUACAAGAACAUUACUUUAAAGGACUUCGUUGGCACUUUUGAGCUCCUCGUGCGGAAUGGGGAAACGGAGGGCCAAAUUUCAACUGUCAAGACUUGCCAGUUCUCUGCUACUGAACUCAUUGUGUGUUCAGCUGAUGGCAGGAUAACUGUGGUGGCUGACUUGUCUCUGGCCAUCACGAGUGAAGGAGUUCCUGCUAGAAUCAACCUGUUGGACAAAAACUGUAGACCCAAAGAGAUGGACGGCACCAGGGCUCUCUUCUCUUUUCCAAUCAAUGGCUGUGGAUCCACAGUCAAGCUUGGCAAGGAGUCUGUGACUUACAAAAACGAGAUUUUCUUCAGCAAGGAGUUGAAUGCACCAACUGUCUCCAGCAAUGAUUUUGACAGGGUGACAAUCCAGUGUACAUAUGCUCUGGCUGGACUACUCUCAGUAUACAGGUUUCAGUCUGACACGGCUGGUGUUGGCCGUAUUGUGCAUUCUGCACACUCCACUGAAGGUCUACUGGGUCCCACCAUCAAGCCCACUACAGUGCCUCAAACUUCAUCCACUCAAACAAAUGUUUCAGCUGAACCUGCUCGGUAUAUUGUAGCCAGCUUUCCAAACAAUGUCUCAAUCACCACCUCUAGCAUUCCAGGCACCAUCACUAGCAACAUGUCUAGCGUUCCAAGCAUCGUUGGUAUUCCAGGCACUGUCGCUAGCAUCUCUAGCACCACCUCUAGCAUUCCAGGCACUGUUGCUAGCGUCCCAGGCAAUGUAUUGAGCACCACCACUAGUAUUCCAGGCUUGAGCAACAUCUUUAGCAGGCCAGGCACUGUUCCAGGCCCCAUUGCUAGCAUCUCCAGCACCAUCUCUAGCGUUCCAGGCAAAGGCUUGAGCACAGUUGCUAGUGUUCCAGGCACCAUCACUAGUGUUAAAGGCCCAAUCUCUAGCACCACUAGCGUUCCAGGCUUGAGCACAGCUGCUAGCGUUCCAGGCAACGGCUCUAGCAUGCCAGGCACUGUUCAGGGCCCCGUUGCUAGCAUCUCAAGCACCAUCUCUAGCAUUCCAGGCACAGUCUUGAGCACCACUAGCAUUCCAGGCACAGUCGCUAGCAUUCCCAGCACUGUCUCCAGUGUUCCGGGCCCUGUUCUUAAACUGAACCCUUAG